AUUCAGCUGAUUUCAAGAUUUGCUUCUAAAACUUUCUUUCUUCGAUAAAUAUUUGUGAUCACUCGUGUUAUAAUGGCGACAAGAACGAGAAUUUUCAGCUUCGUGUUCAUGAUGAUGAGCUUCACGGUUCUCUUGGGUUGCUGCUGCUCGGCUAGGAUCUACAAAGUUGGAGACUCCGAAGGAUGGACUGCUAAGGACGAUGUCUAUUACGCUUGGGCCGAGACCGACCAUAAGGAGUUCCACGUGGGAGAUUCACUGAUCUUUGAAUACGAUCCCAUCAUUAAUGACGUGACUCAAGUUUCUGGUUCUUUGGAAUACGAGUUAUGCGACUAUUCUUCUCCACAAGCCGUCUAUAACACAGGACACGAUAUCGUGACUCUCACGGAACCAGGUUUUCACUACUUCAUCACCUCAAACCAAACUCAAUGCGUACUGGGACAGAAGCUCGACGUUCUUGUCAUCCAUGACCCAUCACGUCCGGUUCCUCCACCACCACCGAGCAAGAUACUUCCUGUCGGAAAGACCUACAAGGUCGGAGACUCGGAAGGAUGGAAAGUCUAUGACAGUGACUUUUAUAACAAGUGGAGCGAGGGGAAACAAUAUCAAGUCGGAGAUACUUUGCUUUUCGAAUACGCCAACGAAGUAAACUACGUUUAUGAAAUCAUCGGUGAUCUAGAGUUCAUUACAUGCGACCCAACAUCUCCUGUAGCUGUGCACAAGACAGGACACGAUCUUGUUAGGCUGACCGAACCAGGAGUUCAUUAUUUCAUAACCUCACAGUCGGGUUAUUGUGAGGCUGGACUUAAGCUUCGAGUGGUGGUGGGGCCACUAGCCAAAGCUGUUUCUAACCCUAAUUUUCCCAAGAAAAUGGACUUGUCAGCUAUGGAGCGUCUCAACAACUGGUUACAGACUUUCAAAUCCCAUCAUUAACCCAUCUGUUAUCUUAUUUGGUUCGAGCUUUUUUAACCACUUUGGAGUUAUUGUGGUCUCUCUCUAGUCUCGUUUAGCUUCUUUAGUGCUUUGUUUCGAGAGUAUAUUACCAUUGUUGUAGAGUUUAUUUGUUUCGAGAAGUAUUCAAGAAA
Molecule: messenger RNA, 1082 nt
Organism: Brassica oleracea var. oleracea
Lineage: Eukaryota; Viridiplantae; Streptophyta; Magnoliopsida; Brassicales; Brassicaceae
Exons: 1
Coding region: 73-930 (285 amino acids)
Cellular component (GO): plasma membrane
Molecular function (GO): electron transfer activity
Source: RefSeq, a predicted model, not a curated record